Messenger RNA from Patiria miniata (bat star), 2439 nucleotides. Its product is annotated as negative elongation factor D-like. NCBI's taxonomy places the organism in Eukaryota, Metazoa, Echinodermata, Asteroidea, Valvatida, Asterinidae. Gene Ontology annotation, molecular function: RNA binding. Gene Ontology annotation, biological process: negative regulation of transcription elongation by RNA polymerase II. The transcript has 15 exons. Bases 100 to 1866 code for a protein of 588 amino acids. Gene Ontology annotation, cellular component: NELF complex; nucleus. The record is from RefSeq and is a predicted model, not a curated record.
CUUGUGGAAAAAGCUCUGCACAAAAUGCACGAAUACAGCGUUAGCAGCCAAGCAAGCUUGAGUUAAUACUGGUAGGCCUACCCACACGCAGGUCAAAAUAUGGAUACAGAGGAUUUCGACUGGGAAUUUGAACACCCGGAGGUGGAUCCUGACGAAGAUGAGGAACAGGAGGAGGUUGCCGAUCCUUACAAGGAUGAUGAGAGCAAAGAUGAUGAGGCCAUACAGAGGGAAUGCCUCAAAGCAUUCGCCAGCAUUGAUUACAUCAUGGAGUCUGGUGUCUUCAAGGAUCUUAAGAGGUACUUUCAGGCCGGGGGCACACCAGAACAAGUCGUCCUACUGCUGUCAGAAAACUACACAGCUGUUGCACAGACUGUCAAUCUGUUCGCAGAGUGGCUCAUCUUCACAGGUGUAAAUCCCACUGAGGUGCAGCAGAUGGUGGAGGACCAUCUCAAGGCUCUCAUCAUCAAGCACUUUGACCCCAAGAAGGCUGACUCCAUCUUCAGUGAAGAAGGAGGGACCCCAGCUUGGCUUGAGAUUAUGAUCCAGCAUCGGACGUGGCGGUCUCUCUUCUACAAACUAGCAGAGGCACACCCAGAUUGCCUCAUGCUGAACUUCACUAUCAAGUUGAUCUCGGAUGCCGGGUACCAGGGAGAGAUCGGUAAUGUGUCCACAGCUUGCCAUGAGAUUGAAGUCUUCACCAAAGUGCUUCAAACCACAAUCAAUAAAUUACUGGAAGGCGGUGAAGAUGCAGUCAUCAAACAUCUGCCGGAGUUUAGUAAGAUGGUGUGCCACGGUGAGCAUACUUACCUGUAUGCCCAGAUGCUGAUGCAUCUCCUAGCCAAGGAUAAAGACGGAGGAUCUAUCAUCCGAAGAUUGUACCAGGAGGUACAGAAUGCUGGCAAGAACAAGGGUGAGGGAGUGACCCAGAUAAGCCUUGCGUUGAGCAGUGCUGCUGCCUACCCCAAGGCCUGCCAAGCAUUGCUGUCUAUGAUCUGUAGGGAAGCACUCAACACAGCCGACAUAACUGUGCUGUUCAAGCUGUACAUGGGCCCUGACCCACCGCCGGUUGAACUGAUCCGAAUCCCUCAGCUCAUGGAGCUCUUCAAGCAGACGUUGUUCAAACCGGGAGCCAACGUCAAUCCUGAACACAGAAACAAGUACACCUAUCUACUGGCCUAUGCAGCUAGUGUGCACGAGACGUUCAAAAAGGACAAACGAAUUACGUUGAACAAGGAUGAACUGAAGCCUACGUGCCAAGCCAUAGAUAAGGUGUACAACAUCUGCAGCUGUGAUCAGAAAGUGGGCUCCGAGCUGACCGCUGAACUGACUGCCUUCUAUCAGUGUAUAAGGUACCCUGUUGUAGCCCUGGGUGUGCUGUACUGGGUCGACAAAACGGUUCUAGACCCCGCCUACUUUCAGCGGAUCACUGACCACACCCCUCUGCAUCUCAUUGUACUGGAUGAGGUUGUUAACUGCCACCCACUUAUUCACGGCAAAGUCCUGGAACUUCUUAUCAGAUUAUUUGAAGAUCCGUACCCACAACUGGACGUCCUUGUGCAGAUGGAACUGAAGAAGACCAUUUUAGAUCGCAUGGUGCACCUUCUCAGCAAAGGCUUUGUUGUGCUUGUUGUGCAGUACAUCGCUAAGUGUGUAGACGAUUCAGACACAGACAUGUCUCUCAUCCGACAUUUUGUGACAGAGGUGCUGGACAUGAUUGCCCCGCCCUACACCUCUGAGUUUGUCCAGCUCUUCCUGCCGAUCAUUGAGAACCAGGACAUCACGGGGACAUUACGUAAUGAGGACGGCAAAGAUCCAGUCUCCAAUUUCAUUGUUCACUGCAAGACCAAUUUCAUAAUGAUGACCUGAAGUCGCCACUAGAGGGCAGCAGACCUGUGAGAUAGACGAGAGACACUGGGCCACAUUGAACAGAACCUUCUACAGAAGAGCAACCAAAUCUGCUUGACAAGGCAGCCAACACAAACUUGGUUCGCCUUGAAAAAACGUUUCGCUAUCUUCAGAAGGCUUUUUCGCUUGGCACAAAAUGACAAUAGUGAUUCUGCCCAUUGCAUAAUGGGGCAGAUUCUGUGCACAUUGUGCUCAAAUAAUGACUGAAAAUAAUGUUGAAUGGCCUAAUAUAUGUACUACAGCGUUCAAGUGGUGCAGAGAAUACCAUAGACUUGUUGACCCAACUCAUCUCUUUCCAAUUUGAGAUCCGUUGUGGUUUAAACACAUCUGAUGUCAGGAGAAUUACCAACAACAGUUAGUGCAUGGCUGCUUCUUUGAAAGCGGCAUCUACAAGAGUGACAUACUGAAAAUUCAUGGUUUUUCAUUCAAACUCCUGGACAUUUUCUCCUAGCCUUGUCUAACGUACAUGAUACUGAUGGCAGGUUACAAUUUUAGGUGAUCCUCUUGUAUCUCUAUGCCAGUUCUGACAUGAAG